UUUUAUUUUACAACCAGCAGUUUUCUUAUCUUCUUAUAGAAAUAUCUGAGUGUUUCAGGCCUGCCAGCAUCCCCAGCAGUGUGGUACCACAGCCAUGAUGCCAUAGGCAUAAAACAUGGAUACUGGAGGGCCAGGCCUGCAUCAUCACACCCACAAGUUACUCGGAUGCAGGGACAAAUACAGCAGCCGCUUGUCAGAAGACUACACUUCCCGGCACGUCCCGCUCCUAUACGGAACACAUACGACUGAUGGGGGUGUGUUCGUGGCCUGUGAUGUUACCGGCCAAUCCCAGCAUGCCGCACAGCCCGCGAUACACGCUCCACACAGCGGUGGCACUGCGCUGAGCUCCGGUGACAUCACCCGCCUGCUGACCGCGGUAGCAGUUCCCGGUGCAGGUUGACAGCAGCCCAGCCGCUUGCCCCGUCUAUGCCGAUGGAAUGAUGGGGUCUUACUGAUCCUGUAGUUGUUGGGCCCAGUGAAGACUGGCACUCAGGUGGCCAUCAUGUCCUAUACUUGUUACUGAGAAGACAAGUGAGAAGCCUGACCCUAAGCAUCAUGAUCUCCAUGAUAACCGAACAAUUACAAAAACAAAGUCUGGAGGACCUGAAAUGCAAAUCUUUCAGUAUAAGUCUGCCACUGCCUGAUCAUCCAGACCCUGAGGGGUGCAGCAGUCCGUACCAUUUUGUGACAGAAGAGCGCUCCUGGGGGCUUGUCAGUCAUUGCCCAAGAAUUGAACUGGAAGACGGAAUCCGACCUGGUUGCCAUCACCUUUCCAGUCUGAGUCUUCAUUUUCCAGUUUUAAGCAGAGAGAACUCUCCAAACAGCAGGAGCCCUUCACAAGCACCUGAGGCGGGGACCUCUGCAGCACCUCCAGCCCCACCAACGAAAAGACACUGCCGCUCCUUAUCAGUGCCAGAGGACCUAUCGCGCUGGAGGCCUAUUUGGAGGCCUAGUGGUUCUAAAGUGUGGACUCCUGUUAAGAGGAGAUGUAACAGUGGUGGGGUUGGAGCAGUACUGGGAGUGCAGACUCAAAGUCCAUCCCCAGGGGUCUCCAAUCUCAGGUUCCAAAAUGACCCCAGUGCCUCUUUUCGCUGCAUCCAAGCCAACAGCCCUCCCUUCUUUAGCCUGGCUUUGUGCCGGGAGUCACCAUGUCCAUAUACCCUUUCCCCGACCACUGUAUUCUGGGAGAACGCAGAAGGGCCAAGCUGCUUUCCAUUGCAGCGCCGUUUUUCCCUUUCUCCUGUACUUUUCAAGGAUGCAGGACGGUUCCUCCCUUCAGCCAGCAGCUCCCCACCUUCCACACCAGAGCUGGUCCGGCGACAGCAGUGUAUGCCACGCAGCCAGUCACAACCUUGUGAUCUCGACACAAGGAAAUGUGGAAUUAAACGAAGGCACGAGGAAGAUACACGGUGGCAUCGUCCUUCUCUGGACUUCUACAAGAUGAACCAGAAUGCUGGUGCUAUGUGUUUCUUGGACAACUCUGAUGAAGGCAGCUCUUCUCCUUUUAUGGCUUGUCAUGGGGAGUCUCCUUGCACUUCUGGAAGUCCUGUCACAACUUGCACAUUGGCACUUAGUGAAGAAGAUAAUAUGGGGAGGAGGGAUCACUCGUCCCAUUGCUCCCAGGCAAUGCUCUUCCAGCACGACUUUGCGGACCUGGAUUUAAAUCUAAUUGAAGAGAAUUAGCACUCUCAGGAAACAUCAUACUACAAACGGAGUUCUGUUCGUAAGGUGGACGUAUGAAUGAGAGUGUCUGGGUGCCUGCUGCAGGCCUGCACCAAGAGCAUUCCACAAACCUUCUAACCUUCAUGACAGAUAGGAAUUGUUUGGGGGAAUAGGGUAUAAGGGAGUGAGCCAAAAGUUCCAAUCUAUUGCUGAAGGAGUAGCCUGAAGCAGGAUCAUCUGUACUCCCAACCUCUCAUUUCCCAGUGAUUCUGCUGGAGUUGGGAUCUCUCAUUACCGUGUUACAAAACUUUACAUAAAGGGUGCUGUGGGAUUGCUUUAUUUUUAUAUUGAUGGCUUUUGGAAGGAUGUGUUCUGCACUGCCCCAAGGGGAUCACAUGCAAAUUGAGGCAUGUGAUAAAUUCUUGUCUAAGGUGACUGUUGGGGGGGGUGGGGGGGGGGUAAAGUGGGGCUAUUAAUUCAACUAUCAAAGUGGCAAAUUUGGUUGUGCACAAAGGCUGAGGCCUUGUUUUCAAAUGAAUGCCCCAAGACCUGAGCCCAGAGCGUCAAAGCAGGAGAACCCAAUCCUGUGUGUUCCAGAAAGAACACCCUUUUAGUUCUCCAAUGCAUCCUGAGGAAGGCUGACAACAGAACAAAAAUGUUGUUUCAAUUGUUGUAGGUGUGUUUGUAUAUUUUUAUUUCAUUUUUUAUUUUAUUUUUUGUUUCUUCUGAAUAUUCGCCUGUGGCAAAUAUUCUCGAAGCGGUAUUGAAUUUGUUCUUUUAAAUUGCUGGCCAGUUAAAAGGGAGCUUCCAGGUCAUCCUGAACCUAUUUGUUGUCUGCACUGCCAUCCAAGUCUUGCAUAAAGUGAUCACCCCAAUACCUCAGACAGGUGUUAAACCUUUGUCCUGCACAUCCCGAAUCCUCCUAUAAACCCCCCCCCCCCCCCCCCCAUCUACAUGCUUUUCACUCUUCAGGAAUGUCUUUUUGGAGCGUGUAAUGAAAUGUGGGUGUUUGUAUCAUUCUUCAGCGCUGCUUCAGUCCUCAAGACAAAGAGCAGUGUGUUGAAGAUUUAUUCAGAGGAGAUAGUCAGGUUAUUCUCUUAUUUUAAAUGUUGUAUGGGAGCCAUGCAAGCAUUUAAUGUACAGCAUGCACUGUUGUACCAUAUGGACAGAAAACAGCCUAUCUAAAUCUGCAGUUACUUGUCAAAAUGGAAAACCACUAUUUUUUCUUUUUGUAUGUACAGCUCAGAAAUAAGCUAUGGUCAAGUCAUGUUGCAUCCAUAUCAAAGCGAAGAACGUAAAGCUUUAUAGGGCAGUGCCGCCACUUGAAGAUAUUAUUAUUAUUAUAAUAAUAAUUAUUAUUAUUUUUUUUAAGAAUAUGUGACCUGUCAAUAUUUCGCUAUUCCUCCUCACAGGAAAAACUACUGUGUACACGAAGAUCGGUACCUCUAGGGGGGCACAAAAUAUACUGCCAACCCCCAUUAAUGUUCUAUAGGAAAUGUUCCUAGAACUACACUACUAGUAACGCAUGUAAAGAAGAAAAAAAGUAUUUUUGCAUUUUAUUUAUUUUUUUUCUGCUGCAUUCAGACAUAUAAAUUGAGGAAGGAGAACAAAAUAAAAUGCAAUAUAUAUUACUUACUAUAGAUCCGUAGUCUUCAACCUGCAGAC
Molecule: messenger RNA, 3327 nt
Organism: Hyla sarda
Lineage: Eukaryota; Metazoa; Chordata; Amphibia; Anura; Hylidae
Gene: FAM53C
Product: family with sequence similarity 53 member C
Exons: 5
Coding region: 556-1683 (375 amino acids)
Biological process (GO): protein import into nucleus
Cellular component (GO): nucleus
Source: RefSeq, a predicted model, not a curated record